Planococcus citri (citrus mealybug) is the source of this 2784-nucleotide messenger RNA. RefSeq lists its product as uncharacterized. Bases 170 to 2185 code for a protein of 671 amino acids. NCBI's taxonomy places the organism in Eukaryota, Metazoa, Arthropoda, Insecta, Hemiptera, Pseudococcidae. The transcript has a single exon. The record is from RefSeq and is a predicted model, not a curated record.
UUCAUUUUAAUAAUUUAUUUUUCAUAGAGUUAUUGGUGUCGGUGGAAAUUUCUCCUUCAAUUAAUCUCUGUCCAAAUGACUUGAAUAGGUAAGGAAGUCGAAAGCUCGAACAACUGAUGUGUUCUUUAAUAAUUAAAUACCUCAUUCGAAGAAAUGCCUAUUUAAAAAAAUGAAUACUAUUAUUUCAAUCAGUGUUGUAUUUUUCUCAUGGAAAAUUCAUUCAAACCAUGCCAAUUAUACUGCUCUUAACAUAGUUGAAAAUGCAAACCUUUCUUAUGAAAUUAAUACCAACGUUAGCACGUUCAAAGAGCUACUGACACAAAAUAAAUACUUCAUUGAUAAAACUCUAUUAAUAAAAGCAUUAAUAAACAAUCACGAAUAUGCAAUUGCGAUAACUCGACCUACAAAAUGGGGUAAAAGUAUCAACUUGAGUAUGAUCAGAGAUUUUCUGAAAAUGGAAUUUGAUCAUAAAGGUGCUGUCUAUGACCGAAGAGGCACAGCGAAUUACAGAUUAUUCAGACGCGGCGAAUUGAUUUCUGAAAAUGGGGAUAUGAUCAGAUUGAAGUAUCCUUUACUCAUCAACGAUGAUCAGGAAUUCUUGGAUAAAUACCAAGGCAAUCGUCCUGUGAUUUAUUUAUCAUUUGGUAACAUAACCUGGACAAAUUACGAACAGUUCACCAAAGAUUUCACCAUGACGGUUUGUGAUAUAUUCCUAGAAUUUCAUUUUUUACUCAACUACAUGCAGAUUGAAAUGGAAAGUGGAAAUAAAUCAACCUACGACAAGGGUAUAGUUAAAGACGACAUAAUGGAUUUCAGGCAGUAUUUAUUCGGCAAAAAGAAUAACUAUUUGGAAUUGGAACAAAGUUUGAUAUUUCUCUGUCGUAUGCUGCACAGAUAUACGGGGAAGAAAGUUUACAUUUUGAUUGACGAAUACGAUCGUCCUAUUAUAGAAAUAUUGAAGCAUAGAGAAUUCCCAUUCGAAGAGAGAAAUUUUGUAAAUUUUUUUCAAUUUUUUAUAUGUUGCGCUGUCGAUGUCGAUGUAAAUGACCAUUUAGCUAAAGGAGUUCUUUCGGGGAUUUAUCCCGUUGCGUCGAGAAAUUACAAGACACAUUCGUCAGUUCAUGGUAGGCUAAUAGAAUUUUAUGGAUUAAGCCCCGAUGACGUGUAUUCUCUGUUCACCGAAUACAAUGCAACAACUAGGCAAUCAAUUUGGGCUACUUCUUGGUACGGUGGUUAUAAAAUAAACGAUAACGAAGCCCACGUUUCUUAUAAUGCAUAUUCGGUAAUCCAGUUCCUUAAUACCAAACGAAUUGAAAACCAUUGGAUCAAAACAAGACAAGAUGAUUUUAUAACCAAGUUAAUACAAUGUAAUCCUAUGAUUAGGAACAAUAUUAAGAGAUUAAUUAAAAACCAAAAAGUGAUUAUAAAUAUUAUAGACAAUAAAGGAUUAACUGAAACUUGCGUCGAAACACUCAAAUUAAUCAUUAAUCCACCGUACAGUAAUGAUACCAGUGAUAAAGUAAAGAAUGCAUUUUUUUCGUACCUAUUAAGCAUGGGAUAUGUUACCAUUGUUCCUAAAACAUAUUACAAAUCAGAAUUGAAAAUACAAAUACCUAAUUUAGAAAUGGUAGGCGAGUUCAUUAAAAGAUUGAAUUUAUUUUACGUCGAAGAAUAUCAUUUCGAUAAUAAAAAAUUGGAGAUCAUCAUCAACGAUUUGUACGUAUUCAUGUUAUCAAACGAAACAGUUUCGGAAAACUUGGAAAUAUCCUUUGAAGAAUUUCUUCAAUCGUUUCCUUCCUUUGAAGAUGUGGUGAUCAAGAAUAACGCUUCCUCGAAUUCUUCCUUAGGCCUGACCCAAGAAGAAUUUCUACGUUCGAUUGUCGAUUUAAUUGUGAUACAUAUGAGUCACCAAAUUGAGAAAUAUGGAGUAGAUUUCAUGCUACAAGAAAGUGAUCUUGAACCUGACAUUGCUGUUUAUGUUCACCAUUUGCAACGUGGAAUUAUUAUCAAGAUUGGCUUCAAUGAAACUUCACCAAGAACGGUUUUCAAGAAGACCAAAAAAUAUAAACCUAUUUUUAGUAAAAUUGACUUACAAAGUAUUAAAUUUAUUGGAAUUAAUAUUUUGCCGGAUAAAACUGCGCAUAUUUUAGCUUUACCAUUGACUCUCUUUGUAGAUUAUGUUUAGCAAUGCAAAUAUAGCUGUAGGCAGGCACCUGUUACCUAGGUACUUAAAUUGUGUUUUUUAAAAAUAAAAUGAAAUUUUCAUAAAUAUUCAUGCAUGUUUUACACUUGUACGGAUGUUUAAACAUUUCUGAAAGCAAUUACAGAAAUGCAUUUUUUUUCAAGUUGGUUUUUUUUUUUUGGAAGGAUCUAGGACAACAAACAAAUAAUGAAUGUAAACAAUUUAUCAAGCUCACAGUAUUACCUACGUAGUUUAUAUUUUUGAAAUGACUAUACAAAAUAGUAGAUAGGUAGGUACUACGUAACUGAAUUUCCAGUCAAAUGACAACAUUUUGUUGUCAAUGUAUUUAGUCUACAAUCUCACAUUGUAUGUAAAUUUGACAAUAAUGAUUUAUAUAUUCUUUAAAAACAUUUAUUUACCUAAACUUGCUAUUUUGCUUAGGUACAAGUAUUCUUCAUGUAACUGUGGAUUGUUUUCAUAGACAUUACGUUAAAAAACGCUAGGUACUUAUUUUGUUAUGUAUUUCCAACGUAUCCGUUGAAUAAAAUGUAGGUACACGUGGGUAGGCUAUACCUACUUGAAAUAUAAUAUCGUUUUGACUA